Molecule: messenger RNA, 1401 nt
Organism: Rodentolepis nana
Lineage: Eukaryota; Metazoa; Platyhelminthes; Cestoda; Cyclophyllidea; Hymenolepididae
Source: the annotation of a GenBank genome assembly
AUGGGUUGUAGACGAGUGAGAGUGGUUGAAUAUCAUAAACUUCUAGAGCCGGAUCAUUUCUUCCGAUAUGGUCGUCCAAAAAUAGAACCGCCUGGAAUCGAUUUAACAUUUCGUCUCCCAUUGGAUAAAACCUUGGUCUUUCUUAUCUUCCUAUCUGCUAUAGGGGUCAUAAUACACUUUACAUAUGCCUAUCUCCAUUUGCCUCCUUUCCCACCGCUGCCAGUUAAUGCAACUACAGAUUGUGCUUUUCUUCGAGGCGCCUGGAAUGCUGAGCAAACUGUUCUACGAUUUUACUCUAUCCCAUAUGCGAUUCCUCCACUUGCUAAACCAGAUGAAGGAACGCUAGAUGUUUUACAAGAAUAUUUCCAUACAGUAGGUGGAAAGCCAUCUUUACGUUGGAAAACACCUCAUAAAUUAAUCGGCUUUGAGGGUUGUAUUCUGGCCCACAAUGAUAGAUGCACUUUUAAACGUGGUCGAUGGACUUGUGACCUGAGUAAACCUCGACCAUUCAGUUCAUGUGUUCCUCCAAGAACAGAGGGAAGAGUUGAAUCCAUGAAUCCAGAAUACCUAUUUCAAAAUGAGAGAUGUCUCCAAGUAGACAUUGCUGUUCCUCUAUUUGAAGGAAGUCUAAAACCAGUAGUCAUUGUAAUUGCAGGAUUUCAGUACCUUGCUGAGCCCAUGGUAACUCCUGAUUCUCCGCGGCCUGCCUACUGGCCUUCAGACGAAACAGUUAGUGAUACCGACGCGGUCUGGGUCUACUUGCACUAUCGUCUGGGUCUUGCUGGUUUCUUCUACAAUCUUACGCAUACGCGAUCCAAAAGCAAAGAUAAACAGCAGCUGUCGCAUGAAAACUUUGCACUUAAAGACCAAUUAGAAGGCUUGAGAUGGAUCAAGACGCAUAUUAAGCAAUUCGGUGGUGAUCCUAAAAGAAUAACAGUCUUUGGAAUCGCUUCGGGAGCAACAAGCGUUCUCGCACUGAUGAAAAUGAAAAAUAAAGGCGAAGAUCUAUUUCAACAAGCUUGGCUUUCAAGCGGGGCUGUCCACUGGCACAGUGAACGCGAUAAGUCACGCCAUGUAAAUAUCGUAGAUAAGGUGUUUGGUGAAAUCGCAAAUAAUCACAUUGGAACCCACUGCAAACCUACAAGUCCGGGAUUUGUAUUAAAUGCUUGCAAAUUAAAAGACAUUGAACAAAAGCUGAAUGACAUUCCCUUGCAAAUUAUUAAUUCUCUUAUAGCUGAUAAUUUUAAAGACGAAAAUUUAAUUGGGGAAUUUAUUAACUCUGCGAACGAAAGUGGCCGUGGUAUGGGCUGGAUUUAUGCGGAAUCCAAUUCAGGAGAUAUUCUUCCCCCGAAAUACUGGACGGAUGACGAAUUAGAUUAUAUUUUCAUAAAUGGUAAGUAA